Microthlaspi erraticum is the source of this 342-nucleotide messenger RNA. NCBI's taxonomy places the organism in Eukaryota, Viridiplantae, Streptophyta, Magnoliopsida, Brassicales, Brassicaceae. The record is from the annotation of a GenBank genome assembly.
AUGUUAAACCAUCAGCUCCGUCCAACUGGAUCUGCGCCAUUCCCUGAAGCGAAUGUUGCGUCAUCCAGUCAUACUAAAAAGCCUGAACGUGAACGCAGACGCGGCAGAGGCCGUGGUCGCGUCGCGGUCGAGGUCGUGGACGUGGAAGAGAAAGUGAUGAUGGUCGAGCGCCGAUCUGUACAGGGCAUCACAACAAGCCAAAAUAAGGACACAGAGACCAACUUCAUCUCUGAUGAACCUGGUCCAUCCUUUGAUGGCUUAAGUGAUGAUUUUCAUCUGGAUGUGCCGACUAUCUCGUUGAUCCUGAAGAAUCAACUGAGCCAAAGAAAGUCAAAUCGAUGA